UUUCAGAUUAUUCAAAUAUAACGACAACGACAAGUAAACAAGUGAUAUCAAAAAUCAAAGUAGUCAAGCGAAUUAUUUGACAAAGUUUUUGAACGUUUUGUGAAGUAAAAGUAUUAUUGUGUGAAAUUACAUCAAGAAAAUGGUUAAAGUUCCAGCAAUUGGUAUCGAUUUGGGCACCACGUAUUCCUGCGUGGGUGUCUGGCAGCAUGGAAAAGUUGAAAUCAUCGCCAACGACCAAGGCAACAGAACAACACCCAGCUAUGUUGCUUUCACAGAUACAGAGCGUCUCUUGGGAGAUGCUGCGAAGAAUCAGGUGGCGAUGAAUCCCAGCAACACAGUUUUUGAUGCCAAACGUCUCAUUGGUAGAAAGUUUGAUGAUCCAAAAAUCCAGCAAGACAUCCAACACUGGUCAUUUAAAGUAAUUAACCACUGUGGCAAGCCAAAGAUUCAAGUUGACUGUAAAGGUGAACAAAAAGUAUUUUCUCCAGAAGAAAUCAGUUCCAUGGUUCUUACGAAAAUGAAAGAAACUGCAGAAGCGUAUCUGGGAACCACUGUUAAAGAUGCCGUUAUCACAGUUCCAGCCUAUUUUAACGAUUCACAAAGACAAGCCACUAAAGAUGCAGGUGCCAUUGCUGGUCUCAACGUUUUGAGAAUCAUUAAUGAACCAACAGCAGCAGCCUUAGCUUAUGGUCUUGACAAAAAUCUGAAAGGUGAAAAGAACGUACUCAUUUUCGACUUGGGUGGAGGUACCUUUGAUGUUUCCAUUUUGACAAUUGAUGAGGGCUCAUUGUUUGAAGUAAGAUCCACAGCUGGUGACACUCAUCUUGGUGGUGAAGACUUUGAUAACAGGUUAGUCAAUCAUUUUGCUGAUGAAUUCAAGAGAAAAUACAAGAAAGAUCUGAAAAAUAAUCCAAGAGCCCUUCGACGAUUAAGAACAGCUGCAGAAAGAGCCAAGCGUACUUUAUCAUCCAGUUCCGAAGCCACUAUAGAAAUAGACGCUCUUUUCGAAGGUAUCGACUUCUACACUAAAAUUAGCAGAGCGAGAUUUGAAGAAUUAUGUUCAGAUCUCUUCAGAGGAACACUACAACCUGUUGAGAAAGCUCUGAAUGAUGCCAAGUUAGACAAAGGACAAAUCCACGACAUUGUCCUGGUUGGUGGUUCUACACGUAUUCCCAAAAUCCAACAACUUCUGCAAAAUUACUUCAGUGGCAAACCAUUGAAUCUUUCCAUCAACCCAGACGAAGCCGUAGCAUAUGGAGCAGCUGUCCAAGCCGCAGUAUUAAGUGGAGAAACUGAUUCGAAGAUCCAAGAUGUCUUACUAGUAGAUGUAGCUCCAUUAUCAUUAGGCAUUGAAACUGCAGGAGGAAUUAUGAGCAACAUAAUUUCAAGGAAUUCAAGAAUUCCAUGCAAACAGACUCAGACGUUUACAACAUAUGCUGACAACCAACCAGCUGUUACUAUUCAAGUAUUUGAAGGUGAAAGAGCAAUGACAAAAGAUAACAAUCGUCUGGGAACCUUUGAUUUAACUGGCAUUCCUCCUGCGCCUCGUGGAGUUCCAAAAAUUGAAGUUACUUUCAAUCUGGAUGCCAAUGGUAUACUCAAUGUUGCUGCCAAAGAUACAAGUUCAGGUAAUACCCGCAACAUCACCAUAAGGAAUGAUAAAGGGCGACUGUCACAACAAGAAAUUGACAGAAUGUUAUCAGAAGCCGAAAAAUAUAAGGAAGAAGACGAACGACAGAAAGAGAAAAUAGCAGCAAGAAACCAACUUGAAGGGUAUGUCUUCCAACUGAAACAAGCUGUACAGGACUGCGGAGACAAAUUAUCAUCUGAAGACAAGUCAGCAAUCGAGAGAGAAUGCGAAAGCUGUCUAAAAUGGUUAGAUAGCAACACUUUAGCUGACAAAGCAGAAUACGAAGACAAACAAAAAGAAUUAACAAGUGUAUGCAGUCCUAUCAUGACCAAAUUGUACCAAGGAAGUCAAAAUAACAAUCAGCCUAGUGGUGGAAUGCCAGGUGGUUGUGGACAACAAUACGGAGGUUUUGCUGGAAGACAAAAUGGUCCCACAGUAGAAGAAGUUGAUUAAUAUUUAGAAUUGUUCUUCAUAUUCUUUGUAAAAAAGACUGAUUAAUUGUUUAUAUUUGUAAAUAGAGUUAAUUUGUAAAUAAAUGAUUUAUUUUGUAUAUUACAAAAAUAAAAUUUGUUUAUUUUAAAA
Messenger RNA from Diabrotica virgifera virgifera (western corn rootworm), 2212 nucleotides. RefSeq names its product heat shock protein 68-like. Lineage: Eukaryota; Metazoa; Arthropoda; Insecta; Coleoptera; Chrysomelidae. Bases 140 to 2083 code for a protein of 647 amino acids. Gene Ontology annotation, cellular component: cytoplasm. The transcript has a single exon. The record is from RefSeq and is a predicted model, not a curated record. Gene Ontology annotation, biological process: protein refolding; cellular response to unfolded protein. Gene Ontology annotation, molecular function: heat shock protein binding; ATP binding; misfolded protein binding.